This is a messenger RNA of Nasonia vitripennis (jewel wasp), 1318 nucleotides long. Its product is annotated as venom acid phosphatase Acph-1-like. Gene Ontology annotation, molecular function: phosphatase activity. The coding region runs from base 106 to 1209 and encodes 367 amino acids. NCBI's taxonomy places the organism in Eukaryota, Metazoa, Arthropoda, Insecta, Hymenoptera, Pteromalidae. Gene Ontology annotation, biological process: dephosphorylation. The record is from RefSeq and is a predicted model, not a curated record. The transcript is spliced from 6 exons.
UAGCUAUACGUGUGGCUGAUUGUCGUAGUAAUUAUUCAACCGCCAGCAAGUUUAGACAUCUUUUAAAUUUUCAAAUUUUUAAAGACUAUUCGAAGCUUCUCCACAAUGUUUUCAAACACUUACUUGUUUAAUAUUUUUACGGUAUUAUUUGUUUGCAUGAUAUCAAAUUUUGCUACAGCUGAUAAUUUUACUUUGAAAUCAAUAAGUGUAUUGUUUAGACAUGGUGAUCGAACUCCAGAAAAAUCAGCUUUGUAUCCUACGGACCCUCAUGUUAAUGAGGACUUUCAUCCCGUUUCAUUCGGGGGUCUCACGAAUGUAGGUAAAAAACGUGAAUAUGAGCUUGGAAAAUUUCUACGCAAUCGUUACAACGACUUUUUGAGAGACGUCUACAAUCCGGGUGACGUUUACGCCCGGAGCAGUGACUAUAGCAGGACAAAGAUGAGUUUACUCCUUGUUCUUGCUGGACUUUAUCCACCCAACAAAGACCAACGCUGGACUUCAAAACUAAACUGGCAACCGAUACCUAUUACAUACAUGCCAAUAAUGAAGGAUUCGUUAUUACGUCCUCUGAGGUGUCCAACAUUCGGGAAGGAGCAUGCACGAGUCUUGCAAACAAAAGAGUACACCAAAGAUUUUGCACGAUUCGGGGAUGAUCUAAUCAAAUUAUCCAAAUUUACUGGUCUAAAUAUAACAAAAGCUAGGCAGGUAUUAAGUUUAUAUAAUACAUUGACGGCCGAAGCUGGGCUAAAUUUAGCUCUCCCAGAGUGGACAAAACCUUAUUUUCCACAAGGAGUUAUACUGGACGUAGCUAUUUUUGACUUAAAAACCCUUACAUACAAUACGAAAUUGACAAGAUUAAACGGAGGAAUGCUUCUUCGCAAGUUUCUUGAUGACGCGUCAGCUGUACAGCAAGGUAGACGAGGGCCAAAUAUCUUUCUCUACAGCGCACACGAGGUGACAGUUUCGGCACUGUUAUGGGCACUAAAGGUAUCAAAGUCGGAAAUACCGGAAUAUUCUAGUUCCGUUAUUCUGGAACUUUGGGAAAAAGACUCGGAAUACUACGUCAAAGUGGUGUACUACAAAGGGGUUCCAUCAGAAUCAGAAGAUCGAACGAUCCAGGGAUGUUUCGAAUUCUGUCCCCUUGAAGAUUUCAAAAAUAUAUUGCGCGACCAUAUACCCGACGACGUCGAUCGAGAAUGUUUCGAGUGAUCGUUGCUCCGCAUUAUCGGAGAAGUGUAAAUAAUAUUACCAUAUAACUAAAUUCAUCGUGUAGGAUAGAAAAUAGAAAAUAAAGUUAAAAGACGCACGAAGCGCAAAA